This is a messenger RNA of Oreochromis aureus, 966 nucleotides long. RefSeq names its product guanine nucleotide-binding protein G(I)/G(S)/G(O) subunit gamma-7-like. Bases 685 to 942 code for a protein of 85 amino acids. Gene Ontology annotation, biological process: G protein-coupled receptor signaling pathway. The transcript is spliced from 4 exons. Lineage: Eukaryota; Metazoa; Chordata; Actinopteri; Cichliformes; Cichlidae. The record is from RefSeq and is a predicted model, not a curated record. Gene Ontology annotation, cellular component: heterotrimeric G-protein complex. Gene Ontology annotation, molecular function: G-protein beta-subunit binding.
AUCACCAAACAGAGACUCUUUGAGAUUUCCACAGAGAUGGGCCGCCUUGGAGGUUUUCAGCAUAUUUUAGGUAAAAAAAAAUAAAUAAAUAUAACGCACACUUGCAGAUCCAGCUUAUUCAGGAUGUUAUUUAUUUGAAUGUGCAAAUGUUGGGAAGAACAUUUUCCUGAAACAUUUGGUUACUGGAGUGUUUGCAUGUAAAGAAACUAAAGUUAGUGGAUUCCUAGUAAAAAUUUGAAUAACUGAAUUCCUGGAAAGGCUAGCAGCAUGUUUCUAAGGUGGAUGUCCAUCCUGCAGAUUCCUUUAAAGUGCACCUACUGCAGUUUUCCUGAUUUUCUAUACAUCAUUCAUUACAGUGCUAAAAACCUCAUAGAAAGGUCAACAUAUGCAAAAGUAAUCCAUGUGAACCAGAAGUGGAGACUAUAUACUGCUUUGUUUUUGGGCCUCCGAAUGAUGUCAGUGAGGGAGGAUUUCUUCAUUUGGUCAGCUAAGGCUCUGUGAACAACAGCUCCACCCAUCUGCUAUUGAAACCUUCUGUUUCCGAGGGCAGCCAAUCAGAAGAAAGCAGGUUUUUAGGGAAGCGGUUGAGGGCAGAGUCUUUGAACUGGCCCCAACAGGGAAUUAAAAAAAAUAAACAGAGGAGGGUACAGGUCAAAAGGAGGAGUCGGGAGCAUCUCUGAGCAGAUGCUCCUGUAUAACCUGAGCUGUUUAGAUCAGACAAUGUCAGGAAAGAUGUGCAGCAGCAGCAGCAGUGUUAUUCAGGCGCAAAAACUGGUGGAUCAACUUCGGGUAGAGGCAAGCAUGGAGAGAUUCAAGAUCUCUCUGACAGCAGCAGAUUUAGUCCAGUACUGUCAGGAGCACAGGCGCAGCGACCCCCUGCUCACCGGCAUAGCCGCUUCAUCCAAUCCCUUCAAAGAUAAGAAGACCUGUGUGAUUCUUUGACGGCUCCCAGACGGCACUGUGAGG